AUGGGCACCAAGUUUAUUAGGUCUCAAUUCGGUAUUUACCAAUUAGUUUGCUUGUGUGCUUGUGUAUGGCUCGUUUGCUGCCAACAGAUAGGAAGAAGCAAUGACUAUGUAGAAGGGCCAUUGGACAGUUUAGACAGACUGGGGCUAGCAUUGCGAACUAUGAUAACUUCUCUCUCCGGGCUACUAGUAUGGCUACAGCAAGUGCCCAAUGAAAUAAGUAGAAGAGUUCCUUUGCUGGGGCUGUCUGAAGAAGCAAUUCGAACACUAAACCGAAUAAUGCAAGUAAUGGGCCGCUUGCAACUAGUGACAACCGAACAAAUGGAGCUAGCAGUGGCACGGCUAUUAAUAGUUGAAUUGACACAAAACAAUUGUCUGGAGGAGUUACUGCUAAUCAAUCGAGCCUUACAAGCACUACAAAGCCGGUAUAACGAACUGCUUGCCGCGAAUCGUUUGCCGGGCCGAGAAGAACACCAAUUCAAUGAAGCUUUGGUAAGACAAGCAAGACUGCCACUAUCUCAAUGGCCAAUAGACGAUAAAGACAUAGAGGUUCUUUUUGAUCUUUUCUUAGCUGAUAAGUAUUCUGAACCAGUAAACAAGGUCGCAUCGUUCAAGCAAUUGUUUUUGGCAUAUUACAACCCUUACAAUCCUUGUUGGUUUGAACUAUCUAGUUGUCAUAAUCCACCAGAUAGAUAUAAUGCAUGCUUGAAUAACAACUGGACUGAAAACGCCUUGGCAAACCUAUUGCGUGUUUUAAAGAAGUGCACUCGAAUCCAGAUCAAGAUAUUUCGCAUCCAAAUAACCCACUCACACAUCCACACUACGAUCCCUAUCCUCUUUCGUCUUUUAUCAAUAAUCCGACCGCCACGACAUCGGCAUAAAGCAUUAUAUAUCAACAUUUCUAGAUUGGAACCAGCAUCCAACCCAAACCCACUCUCGGCCGAAUGCCCACUGCUGCCUGAUGGUUUCCAAAUGCCAACGCAAAGCACUAAUUGGCCGCAAUAUAAUAUUACAAUAAGGCUCAAUAACAUUACUAAGCCCAACCAAGUAGCCCUCUGGCCAAUACUUUCGUCCUUUCCAAUAUCAUCCUUAUCAAUAUAUACGCCUCUAAUUCAGAAGAUUGACUUUCUUGACAAUAUAAACUGGACAGACAACUACGUUCUAAUUUUGAAACUCAACACACCCAACACUAUCCUCACCUUGCCACCCCCGCCCACUAUCAAGGGAACAACCAACCGACUUACCUGCCAGCAACUAUCUAUUACCACCGACCUACCCUUAACCUACCCCAACCCAAAACUCGCACACUACCCAAACAUUGUAGUUAUGGGUCUUAGUGAUUAUCUCCAGCCAAUUAGCCACCGCAACCCCGGCAUAGCGCAAGUUCAAAAAGUAGUUUUGACUAUCAACAUUCUGAUAUCCUAUACUGUCUUUGAUCUCAACCAAUCUAUGUUUAUUGCACAACUCGUAAUAACUGAACUUCCUUCUAACCUUACUCCACAAAUAGCCCAAGACAUACACGCCCAACUAAUUACACUCCGCUCCCAAUUAGCCAAUCAGGAUCCAUCUUCUAAUUAUGAUGCUAACCCCAACACACCCCAAUACCAGAUUCUCACCCACGCUCUAAGUCUCGUCUUUCGGGAAGGAGCCGGAAUAAACUGCAACAAUCCGCCCACUAGCCAUCCAUUCUUCGCCUGCUGCCCCUAUCUACUAACCCAAUACUAA
Molecule: messenger RNA, 1722 nt
Organism: Nematocida homosporus
Lineage: Eukaryota; Fungi; Microsporidia
Exons: 1
Coding region: 1-1722 (573 amino acids)
Source: RefSeq, a predicted model, not a curated record